Molecule: messenger RNA, 2887 nt
Organism: Aspergillus wentii DTO 134E9
Lineage: Eukaryota; Fungi; Ascomycota; Eurotiomycetes; Eurotiales; Aspergillaceae
Exons: 13
Coding region: 26-2662 (878 amino acids)
Molecular function (GO): phosphatidylcholine lysophospholipase A1 activity
Source: RefSeq, a predicted model, not a curated record
CAUCUCUCGUGAGAUAAACAUCAACAUGGUUCGUCUGGCGACUGCAGCGCAAAGCUGUGCCAUUGCACUGGCAACACUCUCCAGUCUGGCAUCGGCAGUCCCCUUUUACACCCUCAACACGGCAUUCGAGACCACUCCGCUGGAAGCGAGAGAUAUUAAAGAAAAGGACUUUACGCUUCGCGUCCUCCCACUUGGGGCCUCGAUUACCGUGGGCUACCUGUCGAGUGAUAACAAUGGGUAUCGCAAAGCGCUUCGAGAGCAGCUUCGAUAUGCGGGAUGGCCGGUGAAUAUGGUGGGGAGUUUGCAGGUGGGAAAUAUGACGGAUAAUGAUAACGAAGGGCAUUCUGGAUAUCGGGUUGAUGAAAUCGCCCAAGAGGCAGAGAAGAGCAUUCCGUUUCAACCGAAUUUGAUUCUCAUCAAUGCCGGUACAAACGACGCAGUUCAGAAGCACAACACCAGCACAACCGGCGAACGUAUGGAUGCCCUCAUCGCCCGUUUAUACGAGGCCAUCCCAGGAACCACCAUCAUCCUAUCUACCCUCCUCCCCAACAAACUUCAACCCGACAUUAUAAACGAUAUCAACGACCAAUACCGCAAGAUCUACACCCGUCGCCACAAUAACAACGACAAAAUCGUCCUGGCCGACAUGCCCACUUUCAUCACCAAGGACGAUCUCAACGACGAUACCCACCCCACCGAUGCCGGAUACGUCAAAAUGGCCUCGGUCUGGUGGGCCGCGAUCAACGAAGCCGACAGCAACGGACUCCUCACCCCGCCGAAAGAUACCGGAAUCAAUGAUACGCUGCACACGACCUGCGAGAAGAAAUACGGCAGUGGCGCGUCCGAGUAUGCCCAGACACAACGUGGAAGUGGAUUCGACGAUGGCGACUACGAGCACAAUGCCGAGUACAUGGGGCGGAUAUUCGAGAUGGGCAAAUCUGCUGGCGACGAUGUUGCUUCGGGGCUUCACUUUGCGCAGUUGGUUAAUACUACCGGUGCGUAUCGUGAGGGCGCGUUGGAUGAGCUUGUCUGGACGAAGGAUGGGGAUGAAACGUAUAUGUUCUUGAAUGAGGGUGAUGGAAAGUUUGGAAAUGGGUAUCAGAUUGAUGUUAAGGAUAAGUGUUUGGCUAGAGGCGUUCGAUGGGGCGAUCUGAACAACGACGGCUACGACGACUUUAUCUGCAUUGCUCGCAAUGGAGCCAUGUAUGUCUCGAUGCACCGGGGCGUGAUGGAUGGUAUUCCCACGUUUGAGAGCAUCGGCCUUGUAAGGGGCGCACCGGGCGAUGAUCUGGGCCAGGAAAAUGUCCGACUGGGCGAUAUUGACGGUGAUGGACGGGUUGAUUACUGCCUCAUCCACGGAAAUGGCGACAUCCGAUGCUGGCGCAACGGCGGCCAAGGAGACGCCCCAACAACCAAAAACAACGGCUACUGGCAAGAUCUCGGAAUCGUCUUCACCGGAAAGGGAAUGGGCGAUAUCUCCGGUGUGCAGCUAAUCGACAUCAACGGCGACUUCCGCAGUGACUGGCUCUGGAUGGACGAUACCGGCAAGGUGACUACAUAUAUCAACAACCGCGGAACCGGAAAGGGCAGUCUGGUGCCGGAUUGGCGGAGUGUUGGUGUGACACACGCCGGUAUGAAUGUCAAAGGUGCAAAAGACAACAUCAAGUUCGGUCAAGUCUAUGCUGGGAAUGGAGCCGAUUAUGUGUGGUUUGAGACUGUUGAGGCGGCGGGUGGAGAUGGUGAGACGGAUGACCAUUACGCCCAUGCGUGGAAGAAUACCGGAAAGGGAGGAGCUCACUUGAAGGGUGACGGUGUCUAUUACUGUGAUAUGCGUGGCACUGGCGCAGAUGACUAUAUCUGGGUCUCGCCAACAGGAACCGGAUAUCUAUAUGGCAAUGUUCACAAGCCCCCAGUCUGGAGUCCCGAGGGCCAGCAGAUCUUCGAGGCCAAUGCCGAUCGCAAGGCUGUUCACCUCGCUGACUUUGAUGGCGAUGGAAAGUGUGACCUUUGGGUAACAGACCGAACUACCGGAUCUGCUGAAGUCUGGAUCAACCAGUAUGACCUGGCAUCAGAGACGAUGAAAUGGAAUCCUAUUGGUUCUGUCACUGGAAAUGCCAGCUGUACCCAAGGAUGGAGUGUUGGUCUUUAUGACAUUGGAUUGGCAUUCCACGACAUUGAUGGUGAUGGACGUGCUGACUACCUGUGCAUGGAACCGAACGGAACCACCACUGCCUUCUUGAAUCAAGGUGUAAAGGACUUCAAAGAUAUGGGCCAGAUCAAGCGAUCCCAAGGAUACGACCGUGCCAACCACCGCUGGGCUGAUGUGAAUGGCGACGGCCGAGCCGACUUCCUCUGGAUCGACAAGUUCAGCGGCAAUGUUACAGUCUGGAACAACGACGGGAAAUUGCCAGAUGGGAAGCUCGCCGCGGGCUCAACCUUCAAAUGGACACAGCUUAAAGGUCCCCGAUACGCGGGCGUCGACCGAGGUGCGAACCUGCACUUCGCCAAUCUGGGUGGACUGGGCCGAGCAGACUUAGUCCAGGUUAUUCCAAGGACGAAUCUUGCCUAUACCUGGUUUAACACUUGUCCUGGGGGGAUGGAUGAUCAAGAUCCCUCGAUCAAUCCCAAGCUACCGGUGUAUACUCGCCAGAAAGGCAACUAGGAACUCACCAUACAAGUGGUUCAUGUUUUGAGGAUAAGAUCAAUUAUAUAGAAUAAAGCUGGUAUUUAUCUUACGUUAUAUCUUGGCCGGGGAAUCGGUUAUGUGUAUUUAAACAAAUGGAUCCACAUGGUGGAGAUGGUGGGAGUAUGGAGCUAUCUUUAACUUCUUUAUUGUAUUAUACUAUGCUUGCAGUCACAAAUACUACAGUUAUAUGGAUCUUACCGA